Molecule: messenger RNA, 468 nt
Organism: Acanthosepion pharaonis
Lineage: Eukaryota; Metazoa; Mollusca; Cephalopoda; Sepiida; Sepiidae
Source: the annotation of a GenBank genome assembly
AUGUGGCUAGACAAGCUAAACCCGGACAUAGUUCAAAUUCUCGCUGCAUUAACUGACGAAGUGGGUAUCCAAAAAUUAGCAGCAAUAGCAGACAAGAUUAUUGAUACCCGACCGACUCAUCAAAUCGCCUCCGUCAUGCCGUCAAAUGAUUCGCCUCCAAACACCAAUCAACAAAUGCAAGCCUUAACAUUAGAAUUGAGAAAACUUUCCCUACGUCUAGACGACAUCCAAAACACAUCAAGCAGAAAUCGGAGCAACUCAACGGGUCGACACAGCAUUCAACGACGACGUUCAACGUCGCGGCGUCCCCGACACCAUCAAUGUGGUUAUUGCUGGUACCACGAGGUGUUCUGCGCGCGCGCGCAAAAAGAUGUCAACCGCCGUGUUCAUACCAAAGCACACUCCCAACCAAGCAACAGAGAAACGACCACCCUGGCAACCAUUAAGGACGUUGGCUGCCAGGACUGA